AAAAAAUGGAGUGUUGUUGAAAUUGAACGUUUACAGUUGAUUAGUUGAUUAGUUUUUAUUCGAAAAACUUCUUUCCAGGUUUUAGGGAUAUGGGAGCAAUAAAUUUUUAGUGAAUAAUUUUUUAGGAAGUAGUGCUUAUCCUCAUAUGUGCAUGAACAUGACUGGUUGCAAUAACAUCGAACAGGAAUAUUCUGAGUUGAAUAGGAAAAAUGAGUGGACAGUAGUUUACAAGAAAAUUCGGGAACAGAGCUUGAAUAAUAGCAGUAGUGCUUUGGAGGCUGUGAAGGCUAAAAACAAACCACUAAAUAGGUAUAGAGAUGUCAGUCCUUACGAUCAUAGCAGAAUAGUUCUGAAGAGAGGAAAUACUGACUACAUAAAUGCCAACCUAAUCAAAAUAGACAAAGCAAAUAGAAAAUACAUUCUAACCCAGGGUCCCUUACCGAGCACUGUUAGCCAUUUCUGGCUCAUGGUGUGGGAGCAAGAGAGUAGGGCCAUCUUAAUGUUGAACAAACUCAUCGAGAAUAAACAGGAAAAAUGCUACCAGUAUUGGCCAAUGGAUAUCGGCCCCGAUUUUGCGCUUAACAUGGCUGACGUAAAUUUGAGUGUUGAAUACAUUGAACAACACGAUUACUCAUAUUAUCUUACUAGACUUCUCAGGUUGACUGAUCUCGAAACUGAUACAUCUAGGGAUAUAUUGCAGUUCCAUUAUACCACAUGGCCUGACUUUGGUGUACCAAGUUCGCCCACUGCCUUCUUGCAGUUCUUGCACAAGGUUCGGAAUGAGGGGGUGUUGGAAUCUGACGUUGGCCCAGCCAUUGUUCAUUGUUCGGCUGGCAUCGGAAGAUCCGGCACAUUUUGUUUGGUUGAUAGUUGUUUAGUUCUUAUUGAAAAAUAUGGAUUAGAAUCUGUUAACGUUAAAGAAAUCCUGUUAGAUAUGAGGAAGUAUAGGAUGGGACUGAUACAAACACCGGAGCAGUUGCGUUUCUCCUACCAAGCAAUCAUCGAAGGUUCCAAAAAGUUGGAUAUAAAUGAAUUGCCCACGAAUAUAACGAACCACAUCGUCGAAGAAAACAGUUACGCCGAAAAUAACAUUUCCUCUUCGAGUUCGGAGGAAGACAACGACGAGCCUCCUCCCUUACCCCCGCCGAGAAGCGAGAGUUUGAACAGGCCCAACAACGCAUCACCCGUAGACCGUCCCCUCCCCAAAAUACCCAACAGUGUGUCUUUGAGUGACAUCUGCUACGAUCAAGACAACGAGAAGAGCGAUUCGCUGGAGGAGUCAUACAAUCCUAGUGGACCGCUUCCUACAGUCCCUGCUGGUGACGGCAGCAGCGAAGAUGAACUCAUAGAAGAAGCAAAAUCUGAUUCUGACAAUACAGAAAAAUCUAGUUCUAUAGACGAAAAUCAAAUAUCCCCAUCUGCGCUUCGUCAGCGUGUACGGCAGGAGAAAAAAGACAAAAUGGAAGCUAAAGUGCGAGAAAUGAAGAGGCGUCAACAGGUCAACGAACAUUGGACCCAACUCAAGAGGUCUCUAUACAAACCUUUACUCUUAGCGGGGACUCUAGCUUUGGGAGGGGGAAUAUUGGCCUAUUUCUACAUGCGUAACUAGUAAAUUGCCACUUUCUAUCGUUUGUUACCUUCAGAUCGUUAAUAUCUUGUCUUUCGCAUUUACUUAUUCAUUGUUGAAAUUCGAAAUUCAUUCCAAUUGGCUGCACUUGUUUUUAUUGCUGAUGUUCGAUUAAUUUUUUUCUAUCAUGUGUUAUUAAAAAAAAAGUUUAUGGUUAAUAAGUUAGAGAGUAUUGAAUUGCAGGGUUCCGUAUCGACUAUGGUCCUGUACGUCUCGGGAUGAAUAUCUGAGAUGCAGGAUCGGCAAAUAUCAUAUGUUAUAUCGUUGAAAGAUUUAAAUCCUUCUUGAUUAUUCGAAAUUUUCAUUUAAAUAUUUGUUAUCGAGUGCAAUUUCUUCAUCGUGAACAAAUUUGAUUCUUGGCACUGAAUAUUCAGAUUUCAACUUUUGUUGAAAUUGGUAAUCCUAUCAUUUCGGAUUCAGUGUAACAGAAUUGAAAUUUUAUUCACUGAACGAAUCCGUUUGAUCGAAGGAAUGAUGUUCUCAGGUUCUACGAUACGUUUUUCAAAAAUAAUCUAUUCUUCCGAACCUUUCGAUUCAUCCAAAUGCACAAAUACUGAGAACAAUAUCUAGUGAUUUGAAAGAUCAAUGGGACUGCAAAAAUAUAAAUGGAUUUUCCUAGGAAAAUCUAUUAUAUAUAUUUCAACCUGACAUGUAUUAUCAAUAGCAUAUUAGAAAUAACAAGAAGUAAUAAUAUAUAAAUAAAUUCGAUAAAAUAAUGAGUACUGACGUAAGAUGUGAUCAAUAUGUUCUGCUUUUUUUUAUUAAUGAAAUUUUUGGUACACCUAACUAUUAGUUCUAAGAGAUUACCGAGAUAUUUAAGGUAUGCAGUGAUUUUUUUUUAUAUGGCAUUUUCCUAUACGCCUACGUGAUCCGAAUUUCCUCUAAAACAAGAAAAAAAAUGAUACAAAAUAAUGUAACAAAUCGAUUGACAUUAAUCAAAGUAUCUUUUGAUAAACGCAAGAAAUUUAUAAGCAAUUUUUAUACAAGUGGGAUUUUCCGGUGUUCAUAUCAUCGUUUAUUCACAAAUUAAGGUUUUAGAGCACACAUUUGUCAAGUAUUAGAACUUGUCCAUUUCUUGAAAAUUUUAUUGCAUUUCGUGCAGAACGCUGAUAUAUGGCUUAAUAUUGGUGUUAAGUUUUGGUGCCCCGUUUUUCUUCGAAGAUGAUCGAGUUUUUGUUUGUAUGAUUCUGAUUUUUUUUUUAUUUCAUGCAGACAAAAAUAUCGUAGGUAAUAAUUUUCUCAAAAGGAGAGACAGCAUUGGCUUUCUCUUUGUAAGGAACGAGUUGCACAAAUAGUAGGCAUGGUUUAUACAGUGUAUACUGAGUCCAUGUUUGUUAUUUGUUAGGACGAUGCUUUUUCUGCUGGACAUUUCUAUAGCUACUCGUCGAUUCAUUUUUCCUGUUCUUCCGCUUCCCUUAUACAAAUUUACAAAAGUUCUACUUGAUAUACUUUUUUUAAACAAAGAAUCUCCGUUAUCAGCCUUUUGCACUUUUUUCUGUUUGUUGAAUGUUAUUUUCUCAAGUGAGUAAAGUCGAAUCUUUGGAACUGAUCCUGAUUACUAUUUUGUAAAUUAUUUUGUACAUUCUCUGUUUCAAGAACAUAAUGUAGAAAAAUGUAUGUGCUUAUAAAUAUUUAUUUUUCAGUAAUAAAAUCACAUAAAAAGCAA
Coccinella septempunctata (seven-spotted ladybird) is the source of this 3293-nucleotide messenger RNA. RefSeq names its product tyrosine-protein phosphatase non-receptor type 61F (gene Ptp61F). Lineage: Eukaryota; Metazoa; Arthropoda; Insecta; Coleoptera; Coccinellidae. The record is from RefSeq and is a predicted model, not a curated record. The transcript is spliced from 6 exons. Gene Ontology annotation, molecular function: protein tyrosine phosphatase activity. The coding region runs from base 146 to 1609 and encodes 487 amino acids. Gene Ontology annotation, biological process: protein dephosphorylation.